UACAGAAAAGAACAGGAAGUGGGAAGCUGCACGGUUUGUUUACAUAAGUUUACUGACAACGAGUGUGAUCGUGUGAUCCUGUGUCAAAUUACGAGUAAUGGUCUGAAUAUCUUAGCUUACUGAAUUUAAAUGGACAGUGGUGGAAGUGUAGGAGGCGGAAGAAAAUCAGGCAGAGGAGGCAGAGGAAGGAGAGGAAAUCGUGGGGGAGAGGGCAGAGAUGUUCGCCUGUCUAAAUCCUUGUCCUAUGCUCUUCGCCAUGGAGCCAACAAGAUGGAUCUUCAAAUAAGUUCAGAUGGCUUCAUGUUUGUGGAGGAUCUCCUGGCUCACACGCAGUUCAGCUCAUACUCACUGGAAGACGUUGAAAGAGUUGUGGCCACAAAUGACAAGCAGCGCUUUAAACUUCAUCGGCUGGAGGACGGCCGGCUCCAAAUUCGAGCCAGUCAGGGGCAUUCAAUACAAGUAAUGGAUUUGGAGCUGAAACCGGUCCUGGCUGGUUCUCCAGACUGCCCCGCUGAGGCAGUUCAUGGCACCUACCUCCGCAAGUGGAGCUCCAUCCAGCAGCAGGGCCUGAGCCGCAUGAGGAGGACACACAUCCACCUGGCCCCCGGCCUGCCUGGGGAGGAAGGGGUCAUCAGCGGAAUGAGGGAAGACUGUGAUCUUGCUGUGUAUAUUGACGUUCCCAAAGCUCUUGCUGGCGGUAUUGAGUUUUUCUGGUCAGAUAACGGUGUGCUGCUGACUGCAGGGGACGAUGAGGGAAAACUAAUCCCUAAGUACUUCAUCCGUGCCUUAAGACUGAGACCUACAAGGAGUAUCAUACCACUGCAGUAGCAUCAUAGGAUACUGCUCUGUCAUUGGUCACAGCAAGACUCAUCAUGGUUUGUUUGAUUCUUAUCCCAGUUCCCUUGGUGACAUAUGUUGCUUAGCAGGAGCAUACUAGCAUCCAAUAAGCUUAUUUUCAUUAGCAAUAGGACAAUCCAUGGAGAAAUCAUCCUAAACGGACAAAGACUUUUGAUUUUUGUUUCAUCAUUCAAAGGAUCAGGGCAGGUUUAGGACAGUUUGGAAAUGUAACACUAGUUAAAAACAGAACUUUUUAAAUGUAUUUUGAAGACAUUUUAUAAGUGUGAUUUGUCCCUUGACUAAAUAUGGAUAAGCAGAGGAUACAGACACUGUGGUUUAAUCUAACGGACAGCUGUAACAGUCUUGUGAGAUAUGAACACACACACAGCAUGUUAGGCGAGAUAAAUGGUUAGAAGCUUCCUGUGGAAGAAACAGCAGAAAUUACCCCCAUAAGCUGCAACCAUGAGGAGUAAAGACAACACAGAAUGAAAAAUGAAUUGCUGUAUUUACUUGAAUAAAUGUUUAUUAGUGAAA
Messenger RNA from Notothenia coriiceps (black rockcod), 1371 nucleotides. RefSeq names its product tRNA phosphotransferase 1 (gene trpt1). Gene Ontology annotation, molecular function: tRNA 2'-phosphotransferase activity. Gene Ontology annotation, biological process: tRNA splicing, via endonucleolytic cleavage and ligation. The transcript has 7 exons. The record is from RefSeq and is a predicted model, not a curated record. NCBI's taxonomy places the organism in Eukaryota, Metazoa, Chordata, Actinopteri, Perciformes, Nototheniidae. Bases 130 to 828 code for a protein of 232 amino acids.